Messenger RNA from Lolium perenne, 1399 nucleotides. Its product is annotated as BTB/POZ and MATH domain-containing protein 2. Gene Ontology annotation, molecular function: protein binding. The record is from RefSeq and is a predicted model, not a curated record. Gene Ontology annotation, biological process: protein ubiquitination. NCBI's taxonomy places the organism in Eukaryota, Viridiplantae, Streptophyta, Magnoliopsida, Poales, Poaceae.
GUGCACAGCCCAUAAUAAGUCCUACAGCCUUUGGGUAAAUAUUAGUGGCCCAGCUAAAGAUGAGCCGCUUACCUCCGUCCCCUACCUCCAGCCGCCCACCGCCAAUUCCCAAGGAACUCCGGUCGAAGCGGCGGCGAUCUGGACUGUACCGACUCUGAAGUGCUCCCGGACGCUCCGGUGGCAUGCUGGCCCCAUUAUCUAGCUGCACCUUUCCCCCCACAGUCGCAGCCGCCGCCGUCUCCGGUAGCUGAUUGUCGCCUUCGAGAUCCUCCGCAGUGGCCGCCGCAUCGAGACUAAUCGGCUGCAUUCGUCAGUGCCACUGACUCAGUGGCGAACAAGAACAGCUUACGCAGGACUAAAUCAGGUAGGCGGACUAGUCCACUGCACCGUGGACUCAAGCGAGCGGCAGUACUACCUGCUCCCCUUGUCGAUCUGCCGUUGCGCCUCCGAUAAAGCCCACGUCUAACCCUGAGAGUUUGCAGCGGCCGUUGCACUCCAUUCCAGAAUCCAGACCAUGGGCCAGAACACAACUUCUUCAGUUGACAAGCCUACAUCGGAGACCUCGUCGAGAUGCCUGAUAGAGUGUGUCACUGGCGCCCACAACUUCGAAGUGACUAGGUUCUCGCUGCUCCAGGGUAUGGGUGCCGGCAAGUUUGUUAGCUCGAGCACAUUCAGUGUCAGUGGCUACGACUGGAAUAUCAGGGUUUACCCUGAUGGCUUGAAGGAGGACAACCCUGUCUACAUGUCGGCCUUCUUGCGUCUCUGCAGUGGGACAACUGAUGUGAAUGUGAAGUGCACUUUCAGUUUAUUGGAGAAAGAUGGAAGAGCUACUAAUCUAGAGAGCCUGACACAUACCUUUCAGGCGGUAGGUGGUUCUUGGGGUUGGUCCAAGUUCAUUGAGAAGUCCAAGCUGCAAGAACUACUGGAUCGCAAUGACGACCGCGUCACAAUCAGAUGUGUUCUUACUGUCAUAAAAGAGCCUCGCACAGAAGAUGUAAGCAUGAUCCUAGUCCCAGUCCCGCAGUCGGAUCUGCACACACACUUUGCAAACAUGUUGAAGGAUGGAGAAGGUGUGGAUGUGACAUUCAGUGUCGCCGAUCAGCUCUUCAGUGCACAUAGAUACGUGUUAGCCGCCCGAUCGCCAGUCUUCAAGGCCGAGCUCUUUGGUGAAAUGAAGGAGACCACCAUAAAAUGCAUCAAGAUCGAUGACAUGGAACCUGCCAUCUUCGAGGCACUUCUUAACUUCAUAUACACUGAUUCACUGCCAAGCAAUUUUGAUGUAGAUAAAAAUGUGGCACUCCAGCACUUGUUGGUUGCCGCAGAUCGGUAUGGACUGGACAGACUAAAGGCUAUUUGUAAAGGCUAGUACUAUUUAAAUCCCACAUUAUUUAGCAAUGAU